Messenger RNA from Sporothrix schenckii 1099-18, 3555 nucleotides. RefSeq names its product CDC25 protein. The record is from RefSeq and is a predicted model, not a curated record. Gene Ontology annotation, biological process: positive regulation of GTPase activity; Ras protein signal transduction. The coding region runs from base 1 to 3555 and encodes 1184 amino acids. The transcript is spliced from 4 exons. Gene Ontology annotation, cellular component: plasma membrane. Gene Ontology annotation, molecular function: guanyl-nucleotide exchange factor activity; protein binding. NCBI's taxonomy places the organism in Eukaryota, Fungi, Ascomycota, Sordariomycetes, Ophiostomatales, Ophiostomataceae.
AUGAACAACAUGGUAGGAACAGCGCCUCCUGGCGCCAUGUAUGUCCGGGCCCUGUACGAUUACGAGGCGGACGAUAGAACAAGCUUGAGCUUCCACGAAGGCGACGUCAUCCAGGUCAUCACACAACUGGAGAGCGGCUGGUGGGAUGGGGUUAUCAACGGCGUCCGCGGUUGGUUCCCAAGCAACUACUGCCAGCUUAUCACCAGCGCCGACGAGCUUCCCGAAUCCGAGCAAAAUGGCGUCGGUGUGGCCGACCACAUCGAUGAAGAUAUGGAGGAGGAUGUCUACGAGGAGGGCUACGAUGACGAGGACGAUGACGACACAGACGACAUCACUGGCCUGCCGUUAGAAGGUACGGAGUCGAAUACCAGCCGGUCCGGCGCCGAUUACUGGAUACCACAGGCUACCCCCGACGGCCGCUUAUUCUACUACAACACGAUGACUGGCGAGAGCUGCAUGGAGCUGCCGCUGGAAUCGCCCACAUCCGCUACCGAAACCGGCCCCCGUGACCGCAUGAACAUGAAUGUUCCCGAGCGCACGCGGCCCCCGCCGGAGAUGAUGGCGCGAGGACUGACCCAGAACGAGGAUGAAGACUCUGAGGCGAACUCGGCGUCCGAAAUGGAGGGCGAGUCGAUUCUCAUGGCGUCCCGUGGGUCUUUGCCCCGUAACCACCGCUCUUUCCCCAACGAUACCCUCUCUCCUACCAUCUCCAUGGAGUCUAUGAACGGCCAGUCACCAACACGUGGCAAGCUCGCAUCGGGCCAGCCUGGCGCGGAUGGCGUAAACGGAGCCAACGGCAACGGUCUCACGCCUAUGAUCGCCGCAGCCACGUCCUUCACAUCCACAACCUUCAACCUGCCCACUGCUGCGACCAUUCCUCGGUCGUUUUUCGACGACGGCAGCACACCACCAUUGACUUGGAGUCGCCUCGUGUCCAACAUGAAAAAGUCGAUCGACCGCUACCGCGAUGCCGUCACUUCCAACAACCGCUCGGAAUAUGUGGCCCGUGCCGAGGACAUUUCGGACCACCUGCGCCUUCUUCUUGCCGCCGGUUCUGGAACGACCGACAACCACUCUGGACAACCUUCCAUCAUCUCGACGAACAAGGCCCUGUACCCCCAUUUCAGAGACAUGAUGUCCAAGUUUUCGAAGCUGGUCAUUUCUUCGCACAUUGCCGCCGCCGACUGGCCAAAUGCGGAAUCGGUCCAGAAGUGUCUGCAAGAGGCGGAUGGUGUUCUUUCCGGCGUCUUUAGCUAUGUGGAGGUUGCCCGACAGCAGCGUGGCGAAGAAAUCCCUCGUCUCUUCCCUGGCUUCAUUAUUGGGAGUGGCACUGGCGGCACCUGGCAAAACAACUCCCUUGGCGCCCGCGACCCCAUUGCUUCCAACUUUUUGGACGACGAGGAAGGCGCAUCAGAACCUUCGACGGUUUUGGACGGCAAGCUGCUGGAGAGACUGGAUGAGCUGAAACGCAUGCUUGUGUCUAGCAUUCGUGAGCUUGACAAGUACCUGACAAUGACUGACAAGGUUGUCACGCCGUUCAAGCACGAGGUGAUUGGCAACAACGUUUGCAUUGCCGGCGGUAAGGUCCUGGAAAUGUUUAAACCGUGGAUCGCCAUGAUCGAGUCGAUCGACCUGUCUGUUCUUGGCAACAGUUUCCAGACGCCGCAACUCGCCGACUUUAGCACCAACAAGCAAAGCCUUUACGACAAUAUUUCCGACCUCCUGCUCGGCUGCCAGGCUGUUGCUGGGCCACUUGCCGAUGAAUGGGCAGAGGUCCGUGGCGAAGCUCUGGAGAAUCGUUUGGAAUAUGUGCGGCAAUGCGACCGUGCGCUCGAGACCAACUCGUCCCACAUCGGCUUCUCACUCCAGCUGCUGUCCGAGCAAGUCCAGAUCAACAUGCAACAAGCUGCCGAAUCGCGCCGUGACGACCAUAGCACGGCGCGCGAGCCACUGCGCCGGGGCGAGACUAUGCCCUACGCGUCGUCGGUCGCAUCCACCGCUGUUCCUUCCUCGGCGGGCUCUGUAGCAUCGUCGGCGACGCUCAACCACCAACGGACCGAAUCGCGCGGCAUGGUAACCCGGCCACCAAUAAUCCAAGCACAAUCCUUCAGCGAAGGCAGCGAUGCGGCGGCACAGGCAUACAGAAAGGGUGGCGACUACUCGAAGCUCAAGAAACUGCUUGGUGAAGACCCGUCACCACAGUCGACUAUGGUUGACGACACGCCCGACUUUUUGCGGCCCGAUUUCGAAAACGACCUGUCCUGGGACCUCAAGAUCCAGCCCCCUCAAGUCAAGGGUGGCUCUCUGCUGGCACUUGUUGAGCAGCUCACACGCCAUGACAAGCUGGAUUCGAGCUUCAACAACACGUUCCUCCUCACAUACCGGUCGUUUACAUCAGCACGUGAGCUCUUUGAACUGUUGGUGAAGCGCUUCGGCAUCCAGGCACCAGAAGGCCUGACGCAAGCCGAGUUUGAGCAAUGGCGCGACCGCAAGCAGAAGCUCAUUCGGUUCCGUGUGGUCAACAUCAUCAAGAACUGGUUCGACAACUUUUGGAUGGAGGAUGCGUCCCUCGAGGAAACAAAGCAAUUAAUCCGCGACGUGUAUACCUUUGCGCGAGACACGGUCAAGUCGACCGAGACACCGGGUUCGGCGCCACUGAUGGCUGUUUUGGACCAGCGGUUGAGUGGCAAGGACACUGGUGCGAGACGCCUGAUUCAGACGCUGAACCAGAACACGCCGCCACCGAUCAUGCCCAAGAACAUGAAGAAGCUCAAGUUCCUCGACAUUGAUGUGACAGAAUUCGCCCGCCAGUUGACCAUUAUCGAAUCGCGCCUGUACGGCAAAAUCAAGCCUACCGAGUGUCUUAACAAGACAUGGCAGAAGAAGGUCGCAGAGGGCGACCCCGAACCGGCACCGAAUGUCAAGGCACUCAUUCUGCACUCGAACCAGAUGACGAACUGGGUCGCCGAGAUGAUUCUUGCGCAGACAGACGUGAAGAAGCGUGUUGUUGUGAUCAAGCACUUUGUUGCUGUUGCAGAUAAAUGCCGGAACCUCAACAACUUCUCGACAUUGACGUCGAUUAUCUCGGCACUUGGCACCGCACCCAUUGCCCGCCUCAAGAGAACAUGGGACAUUGUGCCGCAGAAAACGCAGGCCAUCCUCGAAAGCAUGCGCAAACUGAUGGCCAGCACAAAGAACUUUGGCGAGUACCGCGAGGCGCUACAUGCGGCCAACCCGCCGUGUAUCCCCUUCUUUGGUGUUUACCUGACGGAUCUUACUUUCAUCGAGGACGGUAUCCCGUCGAUCAUCAAGAAGACCAACCUGAUCAAUUUUGCCAAGCGAGCCAAGACGGCCGAAGUCAUCCGCGACAUCCAGCAGUACCAAAACGUGGCAUACCUGCUGCAACCGGUCGUGGAGCUACAGGACUACAUCCUCAGCAACAUGCAGGCAGCUGGUGACGUGCACGAGAUGUACGACAAGAGUUUGCAGGUGGAGCCUCGUGAGCGCGAAGAUGAAAAGAUUGUGAGAGUGUUGGCCGAAUCUGGCUUCCUGUGA